Odontomachus brunneus is the source of this 3976-nucleotide messenger RNA. RefSeq names its product leucine-rich repeat-containing protein 15-like (gene Lrt). The coding region runs from base 722 to 3202 and encodes 826 amino acids. Gene Ontology annotation, molecular function: protein binding. Lineage: Eukaryota; Metazoa; Arthropoda; Insecta; Hymenoptera; Formicidae. The transcript has 5 exons. The record is from RefSeq and is a predicted model, not a curated record.
UCGAGCAUGCUCUCGGCACUCGUGCAGUGUCUCGCAGCACGUACUCGUCGUACUCGACCUGUUGUCUGCUGCCCGUCGUGGUGUUGCGGCAUCAACACCACAACCGCACGUCCGGAUCGCAAUCCGUUCUGUUUGGUACCGUCCAGGCGUUCGUGUCACCGCGCGCAUCGCCGAUCUUGGAAGAGACGCGAUGUCCGUUGUUCUUCUUCUUCUUCUUCCGCGCGACCGUAUGCGCACGUCGAAGUCGACGAGCUUCGAAUGAGUUACCGUACACGACACGCGCGACAGCGUAGAUCCCGACAAUUCAAUUGUCGCGAAGUGUCAACACCUGAUCUCUACGAUCGACGAAGAUCAUUCGACAGAUCUCGCGAUUUCAUCUCGCGACCCUUGUCUGUGAUAAUUAUGCGGCGAUAUUGCGAGGGAUAAGGCACAAGUGAUAAGUGUGAUCAGAGCCGCGGAAGUGUUCGAUUUUCUUCUCUCUCUCGGCUAUUCGCAAGUUUUCCUUGCGUGAAGAAUACAAGGAGCGCUCGAGAAAUCUCACAGGAGGGAUGUGACAUCAAAAAACAUCCGAACUUGAGGACCGUUCUCCAUUAAUGUAGGACGGAUCGCACGAUGCACUCGCGAGCGCUUCACUGGCGUGGGUGCUACUGCGUUCCUCCUUCGCUUUGAGGCUGAGGUCAGGUGUGGGAGGGUGCAGAGGUUGGGAACACGUUCGAGACUGAUGCAUAUUGCACGUUAUAGGAUGCUUAGACCGUUUCGAGAUUUACUUGUUUUGACAUUGGUAAUGACGGCGUCGUGUCUCAAUGUGACGGAGGACGACGCCACGAUGUCAGCAGCAUCAAUGAUAGAUUCGAUAAUAACGACAGCUGAAACAAUAUCGACGACAACAUUAGAAACGACGACGACGACAAUGAUAACGACGUCUGCUGCCAAGGAAAAUGUUUCUUCCUCGUGGUCGACGUCGUCAUCGUCUCCGUCGGCUUCACCGACAAUUGUGACAGUACAGGAUGAUGACAUCCCGAAAGAUAUAUCCCACGCAUCAUCGUCCUCCUCUGACACGGUUUGGGAGUGUCCGAAUAUCACAAAAGUGGGUGUGGAAUGUUCUUGCGACUUUCCAUACACACUCAGGUGUACAGGCGAUAGAAUGGCGUUGCAGGUCAUCAGUGAACACCUCAAACACAGUCGAGCGAACAUGAUAUCCUUGUUGGACCUGACCGUGACGGGGAUCUCCGUGUUGCCGGCGCGCUUCCUCGAGAACGUUGCUCUUCAUGGACUAGUUGUCUCUACCGGCGAGCUAAAACGCGUUCAUGAGGACGCGUUCAUCGCACUAGCGCGGCCGUUGCAGGCCCUUGGACUUCCGAACAAUCUCCUAGACUCCGUUCCUACAGUCGCGCUGUCGUAUUUAAUCGGUUUGGACCGGCUGGAUCUUUCCCAUAACAAAUUGAAAACAUUGAAAGCGGAUUCCUUCAAGGGCUUGUCAAAUUUAACUUAUUUGGACCUGUGCGACAAUCAGCUGUCGCAAUUGUCGCCGCAAGUGUUCCUGGCGUUGCCGAUGUUACGCUCACUGAGAAUGCGCGGAAAUCAUCUAAGCGUUUCCGCUCUGUCCGCCCUAAGAGGCCUCAAGCGAUUGGAAGAGUUGGAUUUAUCCAAUAAUCUGUUGCUGGGCCCGAUGGGACCCAAUUUGUUGCCGCAGAUGCCCAGAUUACACUUCCUUAACGUAUCCGAGAAUAGUCUCGUCAAUGUGCAACAAGGAGCCCUCGUAGGUCUUAGGAAUCUCACUUAUCUCAGCCUGAGUCAUAAUCAGAUCGACGUGUUGGAAGACCACUCGUUUAAGCAUUUGUCGACCCUGACACGGCUGGAUUUAGCCAACAAUUGCAUCGUCGCCGUGUCCAGUGCGUCGCUGGCGCAUCUGGAGAAACUGACGAUGUUGGAUCUCACGCACAAUUUCCUGCGAUCGUUGACGGCGGAUCUAGUGGUGCCGCUGAAGAGUCUCCAAGAUCUACGACUGGACGACAACGACAUCACGAUCGUGUCGAGCGACGUGCCGACCACGAAGCUGCACCUGAAGCGGCUUUCUCUCGCCGACAACCCCUUGAACUGCGACUGCACUCUGUUGGAGUUCGCUAACUGGCUCAGCAACUCCAGCUUAAGCGAGGAGGAUAGGUCGUCGGCGGUGUGCGCGACACCGCCCGCGCUGGAGAACGGUAUUCUCACACAGGUGUCGCCGGGUAGCCUGCUCUGCGGCGAGCCUACGCCACCCAUGAUGACACGCGGUGUGCCCGUGGUUGGUGAGCAACUCAGCUUGAAAGAAUUCCACUACGACGAGUCGACCGGCGUUAACCUGCUCUGGCACGUGGAGCAGUGCGUCGAGCGCUACACUUGCGACUCGCUCAUUGUCUACGAGACCGUCGAUGACAAAGAAGUCCAGCUGGAAUCCAGCCCUCUACACUGCGACUCGCGCAUGAUGCGCGAUCCUUGCAUCCUGCCGGUUUCCAUACCGGUCUCAUUGCACCUGCAAAUGGGUCACAAAUAUCGUUACUGCGUGGUGCUGCUGGUACCCACCGCCUACGACGAUGUCUCUCUCGGUCUCGGCUGCAGCGACGUCAUCGUCCUGGAGAAGACUCAACGGCAGCAGCAGCAACAGCCGCACGACUCACAUCUCGCGACUUCUACGCAACCGCCGGUUCUCGGCAUUUCUUACCCGCGGAUUACCGGGAUUCACGUGAACGUGUCCGACCAAGGCAACUUGCACGUGGACGUUGCACUCUCCGCGAAGAUAACGGAGACGUCGACCUGUCAGUUGUCCAUCGUCAUCUUCAACACGAUCUCCGCGGUGCAUCGGCAGACGUUCAAUUGCAGCUCCGCGCUCGUCACCGUGGAAGUGUCAUUGCCGGGUUGUUAUAUGGUGUGCGCCAGUCUGGACGAGCUCACCGAGGCUGUGGUCGCCGUCAGCGAUUUGCUCAACGAUCAUGAGCACUCUCGCUGUGUCGAAGUGGUGCAGAGCCACCAGUUGAACGUCGUCUUCAUCACGUUAGCCGUCGCUCUCGUCAUCUGCGUCAUCACCCUUCUUCUGAUCCUCCGUGGCUAUAACCUCGGCAGGAAGCACUCUGCUAUACAGGCGCAGUGCUUCCUGCCGACUCAGGAAUUCGAAAUCACUCACAAAGCGCACUACAUCAAACUCCUGGCCACGACAAAAGUUUGACAGUCUACUCUCUAAAUCUCCUGGAGUGGAACCUCACUCAAAACGAGUGAAAAGUGACAGUAUUUUCACUCGAAGCGAUAGUGAAAAUACCGCUACUCAAAAUUGCAGGAGUGAGCGUUUCAGUCAAGUUUAAAGUGGAUUCUCACUCUAUAUGAGCGAAUGCUUCAAUCGAUUAGAGUGAAUAUAUUUCUGUCACACAGUGGAGCACAUCAAAUUUACUUCUGAAUUUCGAGUGAAAAUAUUCACUAGUGGAAAAAUUCAUUAUAUACAAAUGAAAUAUCACUCGAUUUCGAAUGAUUCAGUAGUCACUCUGCUUUUCGAGUAAAAUUUUACUCUAAGAAAUUUUGAGAGUGCAACACAUCGUAUUAAUAAUAACACAAAUAAUACAAAUAACACCAAUAAUAAUGGUAAUAAUAAAAAGGCCAUGGGACGACCUUGUCAGACAUAGAACAAAUAUGAUAAUGAGAAAUAAUAUUAAUAUUAAUAAUAAUAAUAAACUGAUCACACCUUUUACGAUGAGAGUGUAUGAAUGUUGGUAAAACGUUAGUGAAAGGUCGUAAGCAACGACGAUGAUUAGUCGACGAAUAAUUUGUUUCUAUUAAGUGCAAUGAAGUCAAACUUGACAUGAAAAUCAAACAGAACUUCUUGACUGAUCCGAUACUAAUUUCGCUCAUGUUACAUGUUGUAAAUAUGUUUUCUUUAAUCGUUUUUAACAUCCAAAUACAAUGCACCUGUUUUGUUGUAAAAUAAUAAAUAUAUGUGAUUACUAUUACA